UCUCUGUUUUUUUUUCAAGUUUAUCGCCUUUGAAGGAAGAAAAGAGCAGAAGGCAUGGCUGAACCUGCAUUGUCUCGUGUUCACAGUGUUCGGGAGCGCUUAGUUGAUAACCUCUCUGCUCAUAGGAACGAAUUGGUGGCUCUUUUCUCAAGGUUUGUGAACCAAGGAAAGGGAAUGCUGCAGCCCCAUCAGUUGCUUACUGAGUAUGAAACUGUAAUUUCUGAAGCUGAUAGAAAGGCAUUGAAGGAUGGGAUCUUUGAAGAUGUUCUUAAAGCUGCACAGGAAGCCAUUGUUAUACCCCCUUGGGUUGCUCUGGCUAUUCGCCCCAGGCCCGGAGUUUGGGAAUAUGUCAGAGUGAAUGUGAAUGAAUUGGCUGUUGAGGACUUGACUGUGCCUGAAUACUUAGAAUUUAAGGAGAAGCUUGUGGAUGAUCAUACUGAAAGCAACUUCACUCUUGAGUUGGAUUUUGAACCCUUCAAUGCCUCUUUCCCUCGUCCAUCCUUGUCGAAAUCCAUUGGUAAUGGUGUGCAAUUCCUUAACCGUCACCUCUCAUCCAAGCUCUUCCAUGACAAAGAAAGCAUGUACCCAUUGCUUAAUUUCCUUCGUGCACAUAACUAUAAGGGCAUGUCUAUGAUGCUGAAUGAUAGAAUUCAGAGUCUGAGUGCUCUCCAAGCCUCACUAAGGAAAGCAGAGCAAUACCUGUUGACCAUCCCAAAUGACACACCAUACUCAGAGUUCACUCACAGGUUUCAAGAGCUUGGUUUGGAGAAGGGUUGGGGUGACAACGCCCAGCGAGUGCAUGAGAAUAUCCAUCUGCUCCUAGACCUUCUUGAGGCUCCUGAUCCGUGCACCUUGGAGAAGUUCCUCAGCACUGUCCCUAUGAUGUUCAAUGUUGUUAUCCUUUCUCCUCAUGGCUACUUUGCCCAAGCUAAUGUAUUGGGAUAUCCCGAUACCGGUGGCCAGGUUGUGUACAUUUUGGAUCAAGUUCGUGCUUUGGAGAAUGAGAUGCUUCUUAGAAUUAAGCAGCAAGGCCUUGAUAUCACUCCUCGAAUUCUCAUCGUAACCAGAUUGCUGCCAGAUGCCGUCGGUACUACCUGCGGUCAGCAUCUUGAGAAGGUACUUGGAACAGAAUACACUCACAUUCUUCGUGUUCCCUUUAGAACAGAGAAGGGAAUCGUCCGUAAAUGGAUCUCUCGCUUUGAAGUAUGGCCUUACCUAGAGACAUACACCGAAGAUGUUGCCAAUGAGUUGGCCAGAGAAUUGCAGGCGACUCCUGAUUUGAUCAUCGGAAACUAUAGUGAUGGCAAUCUAGUAGCAUCUUUGCUAGCUCACAAAUUAGGCGUUACUCAGUGUACCAUUGCUCAUGCUUUAGAGAAAACAAAGUACCCGAAUUCAGAUAUAUACUGGAAGAAGUUCGAAGAGCAGUACCAUUUCUCUUGCCAAUUCACAGCUGAUUUGAUUGCGAUGAACCAUGCCGACUUCAUCAUCACCAGUACAUUCCAAGAGAUUGCCGGAAGCAAAGAUACAGUGGGGCAAUACGAGUCACACACCGCCUUCACUCUGCCUGGGCUAUACCGUGUGGUUCAUGGCAUCGAUGUCUUUGAUACAAAGUUCAACAUUGUGUCUCCUGGUGCUGAUAUGUCCAUCUACUUCCCCUAUACUGAACAGAACAACAGGCUCACAGCUCUCCACCCUGAGAUUGAGGAACUGCUUUACAGUCCAGUAGAGAACUCACUGCACAAGUUUGUGUUGAAGGACCGAAGCAAGCCCAUCAUAUUCUCCAUGGCAAGACUUGACAGAGUGAAGAACAUUACUGGUUUGGUUGAGUUCUAUGGCAAGAAUGCACGGUUGAGGGAACUAGUCAACCUUGUGGUUGUUGCUGGAGACCAUGGCAAAGAAUCAAAGGAUCUCGAAGAACAGGCAGAGAUGAAGAAAAUGUAUGACUUAAUCGCGGAACACAAACUGGAUGGCCACAUUCGCUGGAUCUCUGCACAAAUGAACCGUGUCAGGAAUGGUGAGCUCUACCGAUACAUUUGUGAUACCAGGGGUGCUUUUGUUCAGCCUGCAUUCUAUGAAGCUUUCGGACUCACUGUUGUCGAAUCUAUGACUUGUGGCCUACCAACAUUUGCAACGGCGCAUGGAGGUCCUGGAGAGAUCAUCAUCGAUGGUGUUUCUGGAUUCCAUAUUGAUCCAUAUCAUGGCGACAAAGCUGCGGAUAUUCUUGUGAGCUUCUUUGAGAAGUGCAAGCAAGAUCCAACUUACUGGGAGAAGAUCUCUCAAGGAGGAUUGAAAAGAAUCCAUGAGAAGUACACUUGGAAGCUUUACUCUGAGAGGUUGAUGACCCUGACCGGAGUUUAUGGGUUCUGGAAGUAUGUCUCCAACUUGGACCGCCGUGAAACUCGUCGUUAUCUUGAGAUGUUCUAUGCUCUCAAGUACCGCAAUUUGGCAAAAUCAGUUCCUCUGGCAGUUGAUGGAGAAGUCAUGACCAAUGGCAAUGCUUAGUUUUGCAAUGGAGGGAAUUCAUUUGUGUUUUGAGAGUUUCAGAAGUAGUUUCAUUCUCUUGAGUGUGAUUGUGCUUUUGCUUUCUUGCAAAUGUUGUCUGAAAUUUGAAUGUUCCCUUUGUUUCUUGCAAUAAAAGGCUCCAAUGCCAAUUUAAUGAAAUCUCUGUGUUUUCAAUGAA
Dioscorea cayenensis subsp. rotundata (Guinea yam) is the source of this 2680-nucleotide messenger RNA. RefSeq names its product sucrose synthase 2. Gene Ontology annotation, biological process: sucrose metabolic process. The coding region runs from base 55 to 2502 and encodes 815 amino acids. NCBI's taxonomy places the organism in Eukaryota, Viridiplantae, Streptophyta, Magnoliopsida, Dioscoreales, Dioscoreaceae. The record is from RefSeq and is a predicted model, not a curated record. Gene Ontology annotation, molecular function: sucrose synthase activity. The transcript is spliced from 16 exons.